Haliotis rufescens (red abalone) is the source of this 2835-nucleotide messenger RNA. Its product is annotated as mucin-17-like. The transcript has 4 exons. The coding region runs from base 1 to 2835 and encodes 944 amino acids. NCBI's taxonomy places the organism in Eukaryota, Metazoa, Mollusca, Gastropoda, Lepetellida, Haliotidae. The record is from RefSeq and is a predicted model, not a curated record.
AUGGGUCACCUCCAUGGGCCCUCCAAUGGCACAAGUCCCACCAACCAUCAGUGGCUCAUGCUGCUCCCCGGCCAUCUCCAGUUGGAAACAGGUCUUUCACCCAAGUUUCAGACAUUACCUUGUCUCGUUCUCCCCUCACCAGUCUCUCCUCAACAGUCUCUCACAGACAUCUGUCUCCCCUCACCAGUCUCUCACAGAUACCUGUCUCCCCUCACCAGUCUCUCACAGACAUCUGUCUCCCCUCACCAGUCUCUCACAGACAUCUGUCUCCCCUCACCAGUCUCUCACAGAUACCUGUCUCUCCUCACCAGUCUCUCACAGAUAGCUGUCUCCCCUCAACAGUCUCUCACAGACAUCUGUCUCCCCUCACCAGUCUCUCACAGACAUCUGUCUCCCCUCACCAGUCUCUCACAGAUACCUGUCUCCCCUCACCAGUCUCUUACAGACAUCUGUCUCCCCCUCACCACUCUCACAGACAUCUGUCUCCCCUCACCAGUCUCUCACAGACAUCUGUCUCUCCUCACCAGUCUCUCACAGACAUCUGUCUCCCCUCACCAGUCUCUCACAGAUACCUGUCUCCCCUCACCACUCUCACAGACAUCUGUCUCCCCUCACCAGUCUCUCACAGAUACCUGUCUCCCCUCACCAGUCUCUCACAGACAGCUGUCUCCCCUCACCAGUCUCUCACAGAUACCUGUCUCCCCUCACCAGUCUCUCACAGACAUCUGUCUCUCCUCACCAGACUCUCACAGACAUCUGUCUCCCCUCACCAGUCUCUCACAGAUACCUGUCUCUACUCACCAGUCUCUCACAGACAUCUUCUCUCACAGAUACCUGUCUCUCCUCACCAGUCUCUCACAGACAUCUGUCUCCCCUCACCAGUCUCUCACAGACAUCUGUCUCCCCUCACCAGUCUCUCACAGACAUCUGUCUCCCCUCACCAGUCUCUCACAGACAUCUGUCUCCCCUCACCAGUCUCUCACAGACAUCUGUCUCCCCUCACCAGUCUCUCUCACAGACACCUGUCUCUCACAGACAUCUGUCUCCCCUCACCAGUCUCUCACAGACAGCUGUCUCUCCUCACCAGUCUCUCACAGACAUCUGUCUCCCCUCACCAGUCUCUCACAGAUACCUGUCUCUCCUCACCAGUCUCUCACAGACAUCUGUCUCCCCUCAACAGUCUCUCACAGAUACCUGUCUCCCCUCAACAGUCUCUCACAGACAUCUGUCUCCCCUCACCAGUCUCUCACAGAUACCUGUCUCCCCUCAACAGUCUCUCACAGACAUCUGUCUCCCCUCACCAGUCUCUCACAGACAUCUGUCUCUCCUCACCAGUCUCACACAGACAUCUGUCUCUCCUCACCAGUCUCUAACAGACAUCUGUCUCCCCUCACCAGUCUCUCACAGACAUCUGUCUCUCCUCACCAGUCUCUCACAGACAUCUGUCUCCCCUCACUAGUCUCUCACAGACAUCUGUCUCCCCUCACCAGUCUCUCACAGACAUCUGUCUCCCCUCACCAGUCUCUCACAGACAGCUGUCUCUCCUCACCAGUCUCUCACAGACAUCUGUCUCCCCUCAAGUCUCUCACAGACAUCUGUCUCCCCUCACCAGUCUCUCACAGAUACCUGUCUCUCCUCACCAGUCUCUCACAGACAUCUGUCUCCCCUCAACAGUCUCUCACAGAUACCUGUCUCCCCUCAACAGUCUCUCACAGACAUCUGUCUCCCCUCACCAGUCUCUCACAGAUACCUGUCUCCCCUCACCAGUCUCUCCUCACCAGUCUCUCACAGACAUCUGUCUCCCCUCACCAGUCUCUCACAGACAUCUGUCUCUCCUCACCAGUCUCACACAGACAUCUGUCUCUCCUCACCAUCUCUCACAGACAUCUGUCUCCCCUCACCAGUCUCUCACAGACAGCUGUCUCUCCUCACCAGUCUCUCACAGACAUCUGUCUCCCCUCAAGUCUCUCACAGACAUCUGUCUCCCCUCACCAGUCUCUCACAGAUACCUGUCUCUCCUCACCAGUCUCUCACAGACAUCUGUCUCCCCUCAACAGUCUCUCACAGAUACCUGUCUCCCCUCAACAGUCUCUCACAGACAGCUGUCUCCCCUCAACAGUCUCUCACAGAUACCUGUCUCCCCUCACCAGUCUCUCCUCACCAGUCUCUCACAGACAUCUGUCUCCCCUCACCAGUCUCUCACAGACAUCUGUCUCCCCUCAACAGUCUCUCACAGACAUCUGUCUCUCCUCACCAGUCUCACACAGACAUCUGUCUCUCCUCACCAGUCUCUCACAGACAUCUGUCUCCCCUCACCAGUCUCUCACAGACAUCUGUCUCUCCUCACCAGUCUCUCACAGACAUCUGUCUCCCCUCACUAGUCUCUCACAGACAUCUGUCUCCCCUCAACAGUCUCUCACAGAUACCUGUCUCCCCUCAACAGUCUCUCACAGACAUCUGUCUCCCCUCAACAGUCUCUCACAGACAUCUGUCUCCCCUCACCAGUCUCUCACAGAUACCUGUCUCCCCUCACCAGUCUCUCCUCACCAGUCUCUCACAGACAUCUGUCUCCCCUCACCAGUCUCUCACAGAUACCUGUCUCCCCUCACCAGUCUCUCACAGACAGCUGUCUCCCCUCAACAGUCUCUCACAGAUACCUGUCUCUCCUCACCAGUCUCUCACAGACAUCUGUCUCCCCUCACCAGUCUCUCACAGAUACCUGUCUCCCCUCACCAGUCUCUCACAGACAUCUGUCUCCCCUCGCCAGUCUCUCACAGAUACCUGUCUCUCCUCACCAGUCUCUCACAGACAUCUGUCUCCCCUCACCAGUCUUAA